CUCUUAGCCAAUCAGAUGCGCACGUUUACCGUUUGUGUAAAACCCGGUCAUCACGCGCAUCGCAGUCGACCUCAAUCCGCAAAGAGAGGAAGUCCGCAGGGUCUUGUCUACAAUUCAAACUCUGAAUAAAGUCUUCAAAUAACAUGGAUUAUCAAGGUGGAAAGAAGUACGGCGCUUUGAGGAAAGAGCAAGAGACGAAAUUAGAUGAAAUUAACAAGAGUUUCUUCAACUGUGGAGAUUACGAUGAUGAAGAUGAUUAUCCAGACCUGAAGGGAACCCUUGAUGCUUAUAAAAAACAGUUUAUGGAAUACGAUGUCAACAAUUCCGGUGAUAUUGAUAUUAUGGAGUUGAAAAUGAUGAUGGAAAAGCUAGGACAAGCCAAGACUCACCUGGAACUUAAAAAGAUGAUAGCAGAAGUAGACACAACAAAUUCAGGGACCAUUUUUUACAAUGAAUUUCUCACCAUGAUGUUAGGCAAGAAAAGUUCCAUUCUAAAAAUAAUUCUCAAGUUUGAGGAGAUGAAGAAAGAAAAGUCGAAACCAACUGGUCCAGCUCCCAAGCGGGAUCUCUCCAGUCUUCCCUGAACAAGUUAUCAAAUCUUAUACAUACUUUUCUAUCAUUGAUGUCAGCCGAGAAUAUCAAAACCAUACAUCAGAUAAAUAAGUGAAUAUUUUUAUUUGGCUUUUUUGGGGCCAUUUUAAAGCUUUUAUUAUUUUUUCAAUAUUUAAAUAUUCGUUGCAAAUAUAGCUUGAAAUUAACACAGUUUUGUGCUUUCUGGGAAUUUUAAUCAUUUUUCUAGAAUAAAACAAGAGAGACAAAUGAGAAAAACUUAUCAUGCAUAAUCCGACUUUGAUAUGGCAUUUGAUAAAGGUGCUUUGAUCAGUAGUUCAUAUUAAAACUGUUUACAUUACGGAUGGACUAAAUAAAUACUGGUGAAAUUUGAACCAAUUUCUGAUCAGAAGUUCUAAUUAGAUUUUUCAAUGUCCUUUAUAUAUCAAUAUUUGAUUUCUUGAUUAAAAAAAACUAUUUUUAUGUGA
This is a messenger RNA of Nematostella vectensis (starlet sea anemone), 1037 nucleotides long. Its product is annotated as allograft inflammatory factor 1. The record is from RefSeq and is a predicted model, not a curated record. The transcript has 7 exons. Bases 144 to 584 code for a protein of 146 amino acids. Gene Ontology annotation, cellular component: actin filament; ruffle membrane. Gene Ontology annotation, molecular function: calcium ion binding; actin filament binding. NCBI's taxonomy places the organism in Eukaryota, Metazoa, Cnidaria, Anthozoa, Actiniaria, Edwardsiidae. Gene Ontology annotation, biological process: actin filament bundle assembly; ruffle assembly.